Molecule: messenger RNA, 1397 nt
Organism: Phasianus colchicus (ring-necked pheasant)
Lineage: Eukaryota; Metazoa; Chordata; Aves; Galliformes; Phasianidae
Source: RefSeq, a predicted model, not a curated record
AGAUGACGUCAUCGGUGCGCGCCCGAAAGGAGGGGCGCGCGUGGGGUGGUGGAGGUACGGCGGUACGGCGGCCGGGAGGGGCGGUUUGGCCGUCUGUCCGUCUGUCCUGGGGUGGGCGGGGGAGGUCUGUCCGCCUGGCGGCGGGGAAGGGGAACUAUCUGUCCGUCUGUCUGUCCACGGAGCGGGGAGGAAGGCUUCGUCCUGAAGGAGCGAGAGCGUUCAGGGGUGUGUCUGUCCGUCCGUCCGUCCGUAAGUCUGUCCGGGGAGCGGGGUCGGUGUGGGGGGUGGGGGGACGCGUGUUCCCUCAGCGGGCAGUGUGAGAGGCUCUGUCUGUCCGCCUGUCUGUUUGUCGGGGGGCAAAGAUCCCGAGGCGGGGAAGGAGUGACCGUGCUGAGGCUGCGUAUGUCUGUCUGUCUGUCUGUUUGUCCGUCCGGGAAAGGGUCGGUCUGUCCGCCUGAGGGAGGGUCGGUCGGCCGGUCUGUCCGUUCACGGGCGUGGAUGGGGGGAGUCUAUCUGUCUGUCUGUCUGUCUGUCUUCCUGGGGGUUCGGGGAGGGCGGGCAGCCAUCUGCCCGUGGGGUGAACGUCCGUCUGUCCCGGCUGUGAGCCUCCCUUCCCUCUCAGAGCCCCGCCAUGAGCUCCAAGGCCAAACGGGUGUUGCCCACCCGCCCUGAGCCGCCCACCGUGGAGCAGCUCCUGGCCGACGUGCGGGGCGCACCCCCGGCCGACCCCGUCCUCCUGCUCCCGGCUGAGCCUCCCCGGGGCAGCGGCGGUGACCGUGACGGCCCCGCUCCAGGGCAGGAGGACGGCGUGGAGGAACAGGAGCGGCUGUACCGGCAGUGCCGCGGUUACGUGGAAAUGAACCGGCGGCUUCGGGAGGCGCGCGGGGAGCUGGCAGAGAAACGUGACGAACUGCAGAGGGCGGGCAUGGCACUGGAGAGAGACAUCGCCGAGAUGCGGCAGAAGGCGUUCUGACGUCGGGACACAGCACCGCCCGGGGGUCUCACCGGGAUCCCCCCCUGCCCCUGCCUGCAGCCCAGCCUUUAUCCCCACCACGUGGCUGUGUGAGCAGCUCUGCUCCCUGCCAGCACCAUGUCCACACGCCAUCGCUUCACCUAUGACUUCUCCAUCUGGUACUGCCCUGAGGACCACGCCGUCGCCUCCAUCAUCGCUGAGUUCUUGAUGAAAAAGGGCUUCCGAGGCUACUUGGAGCACUGGGACCAGGUGGCCGGCACCCCGGUUGUGCUGAGUGCCACUGAGGCCAUCGGUGCCAGCAGGGUUGGCAUCCUCCUGCUCUCCCCCACAUCCGUGGGGGAUGCGUGGUGCCAACGUGUGUCCGAGUGGAACUUGCAGCACGUCGUGGAGCGCGGUGGCACCAAGGUGCUCCCCGUGUGCCUGG